GGCAGGUAAGAGGAAGAACACAAGUCCUUAUUUAGAAGUCUGUCCGGUGCGUCACCGCUGACUAAGCGCUGCGCAGCCACAACUUUGACAAGUGCGGCGGCUUCCUUUAACCACCUCAUUCAAAUGGGAUAAAGACGACGAUGGAGUUCUUCUGGGGGGAUAUCAUAUUCUUCGUACUUGUCAUUACUGACAGAAUUUGGCAUUCACAGUCCUUCAACAUUGGAACUGCAGGUGCCAAAGUAUUCAGCGGACCAGCUGCGGAAGAGUUUGGCUACACAGUCCAACAAGCGACAAACCAUGAAGGCAAAUGGCUCCUGGUUAGUGCUCCAUGGAGUGGUUUCAGUCAAAACAAGAAGGGGGAUGUUUACAAGUGUCCAGUCGCCGGGUCCAGAAAUAACUGUGACAAGCUCAAUCUUCAAGAUUCUGUUAGUAUUCCAGAUGUUAAAAACAUCAAUGACAAGAUGUGCCUGGGUUUGACUCUUACCCGCCUGCCUGCAGCCACUGGUUUGAUGAUGUGCGGUCCUCUUUGGGGACAGCAGUGUGGCGAUCAGGACUUCUACCCAGGGAUAUGUGCAAAAAUGAACCCCCUCUUUCAGCCUCAACCUGCCUUCUCUCCUGCCAUCCAGUCAUGUAAAGGGCCUAUGGACAUUGUGAUUGUUUUGGAUGGCUCCAACAGCAUUUAUCCUUGGCCUCCAAUGAACGAGUUCCUCCAGAAGUUAAUACCCGGGCUCGACAUCGGGCCCAUAAACACACAGGUCAGCGUGAUUCAGUAUGGUGUUACUCCCAAGUUUGAAUUCAGACUGAACACAUAUAAAACCAAAGAAGAGGUGAUAGCUGCUGUGUCCAGAAUCACGCAAAUGUAUGGUACAGCUACCAAUACCUUCAAUGCGAUUCAAUUUGCCAGUGACCAGGGGUUCAGUCAAACUAAUGGCGCUCGACCAGGCGCUGCCAAGGUGAUGGUGGUCGUCACUGAUGGGGAGUCUCACGAUAGCAAUGUCAGAGAUAAAGUCAUUGCCAACUGUGAGAGACAAGGCAUUACCCGCUUUGGUAUUGCUGUGCUGGGUUAUUACAUCAGGAACAACAUCAACACGGAUAACCUUCUAAAAGAAAUCAAAUCCAUUGCCAGUUUACCCACAGAGAAGUACUUCUUCAAUGUGUCAGAAGAGGCAGCCCUCUCCACCAUCGCUGGAACACUGGGGAACCGCAUCUUCAACAUAGAAGGCACUGGAAAAGGGGAUAACUUCCAGAUGGAGAUGGCCCAGGCGGGAUUCAGUGCGCACUACUCCAGUCAGGAUGUGAUGAUGCUAGGAGCAGUGGGAGCCUACGAUUGGAGCGGGACCGUCAUCCAUCAGAAAGGGAAAAAAGUAGACAUUCUUCCUUUCUCAGCCUUUGAAGGAGCACUUCAAGACAGAAACCACAGCUCAUUACUGGGUUACUCUGUCACCACAUUGAUUGAUGGGUCUACAGAAUACUUUGUGGCCGGUGCACCUCGCUCCAACCACUCUGGACAAGUUAUUGUCUACACCGUCAACGCCCAGAAGCAGUCCACUAUCAUAGAUUCAGAAAGAGGGAAACAGAUUGGGUCAUACUUUGGAAGCGUCCUGUGCUCCCUGGACGUGGACAGAGACGGAGUGACAGACCUCCUUCUGGUCGGCGCGCCCAUGUUCAUGAGCGAGCUGAAGAGAGAAGAAGGCAGGGUCUUCGUCUUUUCUGUCACCAAGGGUAUACUGAAUGAGCAGGGAUUCCUCAGUGGUCCAACUGAGAAUGCACGUUUUGGGAUGGCCAUUUCUGCUGUUCCCGACCUGGAUCUCGACGGUUACAGUGAUGUUGUAGUUGGAGCCCCACUAGAAGAGAAAGAAACAGGUGUCAUCUACGUCUACCGUGGGGAGAAGAAGACAUUAAACAAAGAGUACUCGCAGAGAAUCCUUGGCUCCAAACUGGACCCCCAGUUAAGGUAUUUUGGAAGAUCCCUAGAUAGCUACCAAGAUCUCAAUGAUGAUACUAUCCCUGACAUCUCCAUUGGGGCAUAUGGAAAAGUGGUGCAGCUCUGGUCCAGAGGUGUUGCUUCUGUCACAGCUAAAGCUUCUUUCAACCCCGAUAAAAUCAACAUUUUAAACAAACCCUGUGACAUCAAUGGACGCAAGCUUUCAUGUUUCAUCACGAACCUCUGUUUCAGUGCUGCAUUCAGGCCUAAGAACCCCGUUGGACCCAUUGAUAUAUCCUACACUUUAACGCUGGAUGCAGACUUGCAGUCUUCACGAGUGACAUCAAGAGGACUCUUCACUAAAAACAAUGAACGCUUUUUCACAGAAAAGGCAAAAAUAUCAUCUACGCCCCUGUGUCGAGACUACCAGUUUUAUGUUCAGGAGACACCAGACUUUGUUAAUUCUGUCAAUCUGAAAGUAGAAGUCGAGCAGCAGAGUCCAGAUGUGAACCCCGUCCUCGAUAUGUUUUCUCCCAAAGCCUGGGAGUUCUUUAUCCCCUUCACAAAAGACUGUGGCACUGAUGAAGUGUGUGUGAGUGAUCUGGUGCUGACUGUGAAGACAAACACGAAGGCGUCCAGCUCAGCUCCCUUUCUGGUUGGCGCUAAUCACAGAGAUCUGUCAUUUGAAGUGGUUGUGAAGAACAAAAAGGAGAACGCAUACAACACUCUGGUCUUGGCCACGUUCUCCAGCAACCUCUACUACUCCUCCGUCUUUCCUCCCACGGAUGGAGUGAAAUGCACCUCAACACAAACACAAACUGUCACUUGCCAAGUGGGAUACCCAGCAUUAAAAACAGAUGAAGAAAUGAAAUUUCAGAUCAAUUUCGAAUACAGUCUUUAUCAGUUGCAAAACCGUGCUGAGGUGAAAUUUGAAGCCAAGAGUGAUAGUAAAGAGGAACGACCUGCAGACAACAACGUGGACAUAUCCAUUCCUGUUCAAUAUGAUGCAGGGAUUAUUUUAUCAAGGCAGUCAAAUAUCAAUUUCUACGUGGCAGAUACUACCAUUCCAGUGGUGACAACGGUGAAAAAUCUCGAUGACAUUGGCCCAGAGUUUAACUUUACAGUAAAGGUUUCAACAGGUACCUUCCCUGUCAGCCUCGUGUAUCUGACCAUUGCUCUGCCAAUCACUACGAAAGGUGGAAAUAAGCUCCUCUAUGUUACCAGUGUGGACACACAAGCAGGAGGUUCUGUCAGCUGUGACUCCAGCAGCCUGGUUGAUCCUCUGAAGAUCGGUGUGAAGAGCCACAAAGUCUCCUUCUCUGAGGAGAGCCUCCGAGGCAUGGAGAGACUGGACUGCAAAAGUGCAAAAUGCGAGUAUUUGAAAUGCAUCCUCAAAGACACUGAAGUUAACAGCGACUACUUUGUGAAAGUCAAAACCAGAAUCUGGAGUGGCACAUUUAUUUCGGCCACCUAUCAAACCAUCGAGUUGACCUCCAGUGCUGAUGUUGAGACCUCCAACCCUGAUCUUAUCACUAUCGGCCUCAAACAGCUACCAGUUGUGGUGACAGUCAGUAAACCUGGAGAGAAAGGUGAUGUUCCAGUGGGAGUGAUAGUUGGCAGCGCCAUUGCCGGACUGCUGCUGUUGGCUCUGGCUGCUGGGGUGCUGUGGAAGCUUGGGUUUUUCAAAAGAAAGUACCAGCAGCUUCAGAGGGAGGCUGAUGAAGACGCUCAGAGCCGCGCUCCUGACAAUGAAGUGCUGUGAACUGCAGAGAAAAGAUCCAGUCCUCUCUCCUUACUGGACUGUUUCCAGUGUGGAUACUGGUACUUGCCACUGGUGCUUGUAAAGUGCAAAUAGACUACAGCUCAAUCACUGGAAGACAUUUUAAUGAAAUUGAAGCUGUUUGUGGAUAAGUGGGAUUCAGUCUUCUGUCCAUUUUACAGAGGACUGAUGUUAUUAUUCUAUUUUUUUUUUUUUUUAGCUUGACUGUACAGUGACUGCUGUUGUGCACUGACUUUGAAUAAAUGUAAAUACUGUAUUUUUUCUAGGCGUUAUGACAUUGGAUGCAAAUGUUACACUGUAAAGGAAUCUGCCUUCUGGUUUGACAAAUUCUGGGCAACAUGGUUACCAAACAGUUUCAAGUAGACGAGUCUUAUAAUCAUGUAUAUAACUCGUUUGACCUUUUUAACACAACUGUUGUUGCCAGUCAGUCUGUAGCGUAAACUGCCUUGACAUCCACUGUCACCUUUAGCACUCAGGGCUUUUCUUGCAUUAAUGCUCUUGAUAUUAAUAGUUUAAAUGCAAUACCUAUCCUGGAAAGAGUGAAAUCUGUCAUUACUCUGUUUCAUUGUGUUUGUACUGUAUAUACUGUAAGAUUAAUUCUGAUCUUUCGUAUUGAAUUUAUAUAUGAAAAGAUCAGAGGCAGUAUGGGUCCAUGCGGUAGCUACUUGUGUUGUGUGUUAUUGUUGUUGAUGAUAUUUUGUUUUCUACCACUAGUGGCACAACACGUCAGGUAUGAAUAUUUUUGUAGCAUAUUGCAGCCAUUAUUUUCAGAAUUUAAUAAGCUGCUGAUUAUUUUCUCAAUUAAUCGAUAUUUGGUUUGGUUGAAGGUCAGAAAGUUGUUUUAACAAAGAAAAGCAGUUUGAAACAGCAAGUGUUUGGCCUUUUUUUGCUCAAACCAUUAAACUGAUUAUCAAAAUAGUUGCAGAUACAUUUUGUGCUGAUCAACUUAUUGAUUAAUUGACUAAUAGUAACAAUGUAAAUAAAUUAAAUAACAAAAUAAUUUCAUCUCAAAUAUUUUUUAUCUGUAGGGCAGUGUGUACUUUUUGAACCAUAUUCAGCCCCCAACAACUAAUCACACACUCACUACAGAGCAGAGGCGUUACACAGAGAGAUUUGAUCAAAGUUAAUCCUCUAAAUGUGUAUUGGCACAACUUUGCCACAAGAUGGCAGCAUAAUACAGAAGACAUGUUGGCAUUGUUCAUUAUUUUGUCACUGCUCUGCUGAUGACUUGAACACUCUAUACCACUAUCACUUAAUACAUGAUAAUGUAUGAUUUAUUUUGAAAUGUGUUUCACUUCUCCUCUCCUCUCCUCUCCUCUCCUCUCCCCUCUUGCUGAAACAUCUUUACAAAACCUGACCCUUCAAGCAACCCCACUUGGCCCACUUCCCUCCAAACAUCUAUACAAUUGAAGCUUUCCCUCAAACUCAAUUAAUUUCCUCUCACAUUCUUGACUGUCGUUUCCUCCCAUCGUCAGGUUUGUCUGUCCCUGGAUGGUUUUGGAAUGUGUUUCGGACUUUUUUCCUUCUGAACGAGCCAACUCCGGCACCCAGCAGAGCCUUUAGCAUUUAUUUGUUUGGAUCUGGUGGGUUGGAAUAUGCUUUUUGUCCCUAAUAAGUAGCAUAUUUUUUGGGAGACUGGGCUGAAGUUUUAGAAUUUGAUAAAUGAUUGAACUGCUCCGUUUCACAAUUACUCAUGCACUGCAGUGUUGUGAAAUAUAGCAUUUGGAUUCUAUGUAUAUGUGUGCAGGGAGCUAUGUGGAAAUAGUUGAUGAAAUGAGAUACAGUGGAGGUGGUUGAACACCUUUGUAAAUUUAUCCCUCUGGGGUUUCUUGCAGAUGAUUGGCAGUUACAGCGAAACUGACCUUGCAUGAUUGCUCACAAAUUGCUCCAGCAUUGUUGCUUAUCCAAAAUGAUGUCAUAGCAAAUUAUUUAAUAACUGUUGGCCUUUUUGUUUUACACUGUAAGACCUUUAGUGUUACCUAAAUAUGGACUGUAGUCCUGGUUUCAUUUAAACUACUUGUCAUUGGCUUGUGCUGGCACUGUAGUGGCCAGGCCCUGAAUUUUUUAUUUAUUUCAAAUAAAGACGUGAAUUUUGUCACACAUGUUCGGAGUAGAUUAGAGUAGCUACAGCAACAUAGUAUUAACGUUUGGCUUUUUUGAUGCGGAAAUUCUGAAUCAAAUUAAAGCAAAAAAAAAAUGUCAUCCUCCAUGGCAUCAGGAGUGUAUGAAAUGUCUCUCAAUCAGUCCAGUGACAGUUAUGUUUCAAAAGGUUUAAAUCAGUACUCAUCAUUCGUUGCAUGGGUCUGUUUGAAGCAUAUUCAGCUCAGAGCCUGGGAUGGGGAGCGCUGUUUGCCCCUCUGCUGAUGCCAUUAGUGGCUUCAGGGCAACAGCCAGCACUUUAAACUUGAUACAACGGUGCAGAAAUGUACUCUCAUGUCAGGAAGUGUUUUGGCUUCAAAGACACUGAUCUCACAAAUCACACACACCAAACACUGAAAGAUUCGCCAAACAUAACUCAGCACCAAGUGAACAUUUUCAGAUUUGUUGAAAGAAGUUAUUGCCAUAAAUACUGACUUCCUGUGGGUUUAUAUCCAACCUUUGGUUUCCUCAUUUGAAAUCAAAAUAGUCUGAAUGGUUAUGUCAAUUUUCUGCUUGAUAAAACUGAAAAUAGUUUAAUAAAAGAUUAAACCUCUUGAAGUGUGACAUUAAAGUAUGAGGCUAGUGUAACUGCCCUUCAGACAGAUAAUUUUACUGAUCACAGACACCUUGUUUCAGCUGUCAUAACAUGAAAACAUUGGGUAAAAUGUUCACUCUAAAUGAUGCUACAUUGUCUAAUUUGCUUCUUUUUUGCUUUUUGCGUCUUUACUGCAGUAGAAUAAUCCCUGCAUAGAUCAUUUGGUGAUACAGUAUAUGGUGACUGCAUUUCAUCACUAAGAAAUGGGAUUGUAAGGAGGGCAAAAUGUAAAAUGAUUUGCCACAACAGAAUAUAAAAUAGCUUGUGAGCACUGUACAUCAGACAACAAGGACAGAAUAUGUGUUAAUAGUUUCAUAUUCUGUGUAUUUAGGCUUCCAACUGUCAACUGAUUCAUAUGUGAUCUGUUGAGCUGUUCUUUUGAUUGAGGAUUAACACAUCUUCUUUCUGGUCUGCUGUUUCUUUUUCUUGAGUACAGCUGCAGGAACUUCUUUUUUUACACAGCAUAAAAUGAGUCUAGCACUACAUAUCAAACAUUAUCCCUUUGGUGUUGUAUUAGAGAAAGUGGGUGGUCUAAAUAAAUAAUAUGUCACUUGGGAAUAUAUUUUCAAGUUGUAUUAGGCUGUACAAUGAUCUUUUUCAUUGUAAAUGAUGUGGAUAUUAUUAUAGAAAUGCUAAUGUUUUUGUUAUAAACCCCUUUGUUUUUUUGUGUGUAUCUGUUGUUGACUAAUCCUGUGUUAUUUGUGUUAAUGAUUGUACUGAAAUCAUUAAUAAAACCAAAGUUAUAGUCCAGUGCUGUUUGUAAUGAAAAUGCACUAACAAGAAUUAAAUGUAAAUUGGCUACAA
This is a messenger RNA of Micropterus dolomieu (smallmouth bass), 7242 nucleotides long. RefSeq names its product integrin alpha-2-like. Gene Ontology annotation, biological process: cell-matrix adhesion; integrin-mediated signaling pathway; cell adhesion mediated by integrin. NCBI's taxonomy places the organism in Eukaryota, Metazoa, Chordata, Actinopteri, Centrarchiformes, Centrarchidae. The transcript has 30 exons. The record is from RefSeq and is a predicted model, not a curated record. Gene Ontology annotation, cellular component: external side of plasma membrane; integrin complex. The coding region runs from base 141 to 3686 and encodes 1181 amino acids. Gene Ontology annotation, molecular function: integrin binding.